UCCGGACUCUGUUCUGACUGAACAAAAUUAAGCAGCAAGUUAUCACAUUGUUUCAGCAAUGGAAGGAAUAGUUAUACGUCAUUGGGUGGAAACUCCAACACGUUAUCAGGAGCAUUUUGCUGAUCAAGAUUUGGAAGCAUGCAGGUUAAAUCACCUUCUGUAUGCUUUGCCAGGACCAGCCAUCGCUGCUCAGACAAAGAACAUACACACAGCCAAGACUACAGCUGAAUCAGAGCAGAACAGCACAGAUGCAGCACUGUCCAAAUUCCAGGUAUUACUAGAUGUUGUGCAGUUCCGUCCUGAAGAUGUUAUCAUUCAAACCUUUGAAGGCUGGCUCCUGAUCAAAGCUCAGCAUGGACCCAGGAUGGAUGAACAUGGCUUUAUAACUAGAAGCUUUACUAGACAAUACAGGUUGCCAGACGGAAUUGAAACAAAAGAUCUGACUGCUCUCUUCUGCCAUGAUGGCAUUCUGGUUAUUGAAACCAAGACCUUUGGCAAGAAAUGAAUUAUAGACUCGUUACUUGGUGAGACAAUAUUGUUCCUGCCGUAACUUGAACAAUCCUGUGUGGUGGUGCUGUGCAUGCAGAGUUGUUUUUACAAUGAAGAGAAAGGCAAGCUUUUGCAUAUUUUAUCCUGCAUACUGACCUUGAUUGUUUGAUCUGAAAGACAAUAUUUGCUUCCAACAGCUGCGUGUGUGCUGGCAUUCUUAGCAAAUGGAGAAAGCAUUUCUGCCUGACUAUAUGACAGAACAGAGAGAGGAUUUGAAAAGAUGUACACGAGGGAUGCAGAGCAGACUGUACAGUAUAAACAAAGGGGACUUGUAUAUAAAUAGAGGAACAUGGAAGCUUCAUUUAAAAUCUGAAGGGACUUGCACUUGAGAUGCAAAGGAUGAAAACUGAACUGCACAUUUUCUUGAAGUGUAACUUUCACAUCCAAAACUGUUGUAUUUAUUAGCACUAUGGCCACAAUGCAGACAAGUGCUUUAACAAGUAAGCCGACUGCACAGGUUGAGCUCUCUUUUAAAGUUUGCCCUGAGCCAGCUCCGACUCCUGAAAAGGCAAGUCACUUUUAAAACUGAACAAAGACUUCAGAUAAAUAAGUAGAUUAUGUAGUUGUAUGCUUACAUAACUUAUUUUCUCUAUGAUAUUUAAAGAAUGGUCUUCAACGUAUUUCUUUUUUCUACUAAGGUUUGCUACAUGAGUUAUUCUAAAUAUUUCAGCAUUCUGCUGCUUGAGAGAACAGCAGCUGUUUAGCAGACUGCCUUCUUUCAUGUGUAGUGAAGAUAAGUAUGACUGCUGAGCUAUGAAUAGUAAAGGAAUUUGGAGGGAAAAGAGCCAAGCUAAAUACAGGAUCUUAUUAUGGCCACCUGCCAUUCAGACAAACUAAAUGAUAUAUUAACUGAAAUAAUGGUCUAUCUAUAUGACUGAAAGCUGAAAUGAAACAGCUUUACAUAAGUGAUACCCCAUCUAAAUAAAUAAAACACCUCUAUUAAAAACCAGAAGUUUAAACUUGUUUGUGAAUAAACAUCUUAUGCAUCUUAAAGAUAUUGAAGCUGGUCUGGGCAUCAUGUUGCUCCACAAUCAAGGAGCUAUCCCCGCACAUCCAUAAAAGUUGUCAGAGGACAGUACUAAUCACUUGUUGGGGGGAUGGAAAGGUGAAAAGAAUGCCUAGUAUAGGAAACAUAGGAAACUGCCAUUUACUGAGUCAGACCAUUAGUCUAUCUAGCUCAGUAUUGUCUUCACAGACUGUCAGCAGCUUCUCCAAGGUUGCAGGCAGGAAUCUCUCUCAGCCCUAUCUUGGAGAAGCCAGGGAGGGAAACUUGAAACCUUCUGCUCUUCCCAGAGCGGCUUCAUCCCCUGAGGGGAAUAUCUUGCAGUGCUCACACAGCAAGUCUCCCAUUCAUAUGCAACCAGGGCAGACCCUGCUUAGCUAUGGGGACAAGUCAUGCUUGCUACCACAAGACCAGCUCUCCUCUCCUGACCAGCUCUCCUCUCCUGAGUCCUAUAGCCAACAUACCCUCUCCUAAGAAAUUAUUAAUGCUGUUAUAGACAUUGACUGGCAUCCAGACUCAUUCUGCACCAAUGCAAACAUGUAGCAUUAGUGCACAGAAGUUGCACUAGCUAGUUCUGCUAAGUCAGGAGCUUGCCUUGCAUUCCAGACUAGGGUUGCGCUGGUGCAACAGAAUGCACUUGCACAAACUGUGGCUCACCCCCUGUUGUGAAAUCUCUUCCUCAAUCCAUAUAUGUUACAGGCAAUUAUGCAAAGCUAUCUGCUAUCCUUGUCACACACAUACGACGCUUGAGCACAGGGACUAAGACCACUAGAGUUUGAGCAACUUUGAGCAUUUGCUCAGCUACAUGAUAUUCUUGUGUCGCACCAGUGCAGUGUUAGUCUGGAUGUUAGGCACUAUAAUUUGGCAGCGUCUUUGGAAUGGACCAUAACUGCUACCCGAUUGCUAGAUUCCAGUUGUCUUACUAUCUCCAACCCCAUGCAGCAGCAGCCUUUUAUAUCCUACUACUGCUACAACAAAUGUUUAUAUACCUCUCUUCAAUCAAAGUUCUCAAAGCAGUUUACAUAGAAAAGUAAAUAAUACAUAAAUAAGAUGGUCCCCUGGCCACAAAGGGCACACAAUCUAAAAAGAAACAUAAUGCAGAUUCCAGCAACAGCUGCUGGAAGGAUGUUGUGCUGGUGUUGGAUAGGGCAAGUUGCUCCCCCCCCCCCCCGCCACCCCUGCUAAAUGUAAGAGAAUCACCACUUUAAAAGGUGAGAAUAAACACAGAUCUGGAACUAUGCUGGAAGGGGAAAGCAGCUAGGAAUGGGACAUAUUUGAGUGACAAAAAUGGCCAACGGGAACAAUUAAAUAUUCCCUUCCCACUCCUGCCAGUUCUGUGCUCUAAAUUCCCCACUUUGGAAGCUGAUUUACUCUUCAAAAAGCAGUGUCAGGGCACAGCUACAUGUAUUCAUAUGUGCUUAGCCCCUAAAAUAAUGGAUAUCAGAAUUAGACAACAAGCAAUGAUGCUGGGGAAAGACAGAACAGAUAUUUAGAAACAUGGCUAUGACAGAGUUUUGUGGAAGGCACAAGUAAAUUCAAAUCCCCAACAAGGCUUUUGGUAUUAAAUAAAUGAGAUCAAGUUAUUGCGACACUAUUCUGUUGCAAAAAUCACUGCAACUUCUAUGUCAUCUUUCUCUGAAUUUAUCAUGAUGUUACUAUUGUUUUAUUUUUGAUCCCUCUUCACUCCUCUUUAUGUGAUUGUGUCAUAACAAAUAAAAAUGAAUAUUAAAAAGCAA
Molecule: messenger RNA, 3288 nt
Organism: Hemicordylus capensis (graceful crag lizard)
Lineage: Eukaryota; Metazoa; Chordata; Lepidosauria; Squamata; Cordylidae
Gene: HSPB3
Product: heat shock protein family B (small) member 3
Exons: 1
Coding region: 59-505 (148 amino acids)
Cellular component (GO): nuclear speck; cytoplasm
Source: RefSeq, a predicted model, not a curated record